GCUGGGCGUCAUGGUGUAGUGGCGACACCGCGAUCCUUCGUGGCAUGCCCGGAUUGAUGAAGGAUGGGUCUCGAUGUUGCAGUCGCCCUUCACAGAACCGAUGAAUCUAGGCCACCUCCAUGGGCAUCUUUGAGGUGCUGGAGCAGAUUUCCAUGGACCUGUUGCAAGAGAGCUCCGCGCUUCUGACAGAACGGGAGGAGGAAAUCCGAAGCCGGCCAUCGACUUUGGCCAACAGCGCUCUCUGCGACAAUCGCAACAUGGUGAUGGCUGCCGUGGAAACUUCCGGCUAUGCCUUGCAGCACGCCUCCGCCAGGCUCCGUGCGGAUGUGGAGGUGGUGUGGACGGCGAUCCAACAAAGUCCCGAUGCGCUGGCCUUUGCCGAUGCCAAACUUCGACGGAAUAAGCCGCUGGUGCUACAGGCAGUGAAGAGCUGCCCCAGUGCACUACACUUUGCAUCAGCUGAGUUGAAGGCAGAUAAGGAAGUGGUUUUGGCAGCGGUCUCCCGCUGUGGCUAUACUGUGAAGUUUGCUGACCCGGCCCUGAAAGAUGACGAGGAGGUGAUGCUCGCGGCAGUGCAAAGCAGCGCUGCCAGCGCUGCGACACUGCGCUAUGCAUCUGAACGUAUUCGUCGAAGUGCCAACUUGGUCCUUGCAGCUGUUGAGACCAACCCUGGAGUUCUCUUCUAUGCCGAUGAAAGCCUUCGGAGCAGUAAGGACUUCACGCUGCGGGCGGUGAAAUGCCGAGCAGACGCCUUGAGGUGCGUGGAUGAGAAGUUUCAAGCAGAUCGAGAAGUCGUGUUGCUGGCAGUGAAUCAGUGUGGACAUACCUUGGCCUUCGCAUCCGAGUCCCUAAAGGAUGAUCGCGAGGUGGUCCUGGCUGCCACCAGCGUGCGUGGCUCCUCCUUAGUCCACGCCUCGCAACGACUGCGCCAAGAGCGGGCCGUGGUGCUGUCCGCGGUCAGUCAAGAUGGUUCUGCUUUGGCCUAUGGAUGUGAUGAGUUCAGGAGGGACAAGGAGUUCAUCAUGCUGGCGGUGGCCCUGAAUGGCCUAUGCCUCCAAUACGCUUCGGUGGAGCUACGAGCGGAUCGCCAGGUGGUCUUGCAGGCCAUCAGAUCCAAUCCUUACGCGUUUGAACAUGCCGAUUCACGGCUGAAACGGGAUAGAGAGAUUGUCUUAGCCGCCACCAAUCAGCAGCCGGAAUGUCUCGCCUUUGCCUUGGAUUCGGUGAAGCAAGACGACAUCUUCAUGAUCUCUGCAGUUGCAAGGCAGCCCCUCACGCUGCAAUUUGCCACAGAAAAACUGCGGUCGAACAAAGAUGUCGUGCUGGGGGCCAUCAAAAGCUUGCCAGAAGCAUUCCAGUUUGCUCGCCACAACUUAAGGCAAGAUGUUGAUUUCGUGCGACGAGCUCUCCUGAUCAACGUGGAAGUCUUCAAAUACUUGGAUGACCACAUGAAGAUGGAUCGCAGCUUGGCCAUGGUAGCACUUCGCGUCCAUGGCAGUGCGGUGCAAUACCUGCAGCAGCCGAUGUCCGAGGACCCAGAGCUUCUGCUUCUGGCGAUCCGCAGCUAUGCCAAGGCUUUCCGUUUUGCUCCAAAGGACAUGCAAGCGGACAAGGAGUUCGUGAUGGCCGCGGUCCUAAAGAACCCAGAGGUGUUGCAAUGCAUCGAACUCCAAGAUGUUGACUUCGUGGAGACGUUGCUGGCAGCGUGUCCAGCAGCACUGGAGCACUUGCCAUAUGAAUUUCAGGCCAAUCCCACCAUGGUCCUUACGGCCUUGCAGAGUGAAUCGCAGGCCUGCGAGUUGGCUGAGGAUGACAUCAUGCCCGAACAGCCGAGACCGUCAUCGAAUUCUCGAGGGAUCGCGGGUCGUUCUUCGCCCUUGGCUUUUGCUGCUCAUGCGUUGCGAUCUGAUCCUCACUUCCUUCUUGCUGCAGUCGCAUUGGACAGCAGCGCAUUGGCUUACGCAGUCGAGGCGCUGCAAAAAAACGAGGACUUCGUGCUUGCUGCAGUCCGCGUGAACGGCCUGGCGCUCUCGGGCGCCUCGCCGCAGCUGCGCUGCCGCCAGGACUUCGUGCACCAGGCCGUGCGCUGCGAUGGCCGCGCCCUGGUGGCGCUGCCGGAGCCGCUGCGGUCGCAGAAGGACAUUGUCAUGGCUGCUAUGUGCAAUCGUGGUGAUGCCCUGAUGUAUGCCACGGAAUUCUCCCAGGGCGACAAGGAGGUGGUCAUCGCCGCGGUGCUACGCUGGGCUCCAGCGUUGCGCUUUGCCUCGCUGCGGCUGCGAGCAGAUGAUGAGGUGGUCCUGGCCGCCGUGAAAUCCUGGGGCAUCGCCUUGCAGUUUGCUGCACCGGAGGUCAGGGCUCAACGCAAUGUGGUCCUGGAGGCGGUCCGCAGCGACGGCCUCGCGUUGGUGCACGCCUCCGAGGAGCUGCGCGAUGACGAGGAGAUCGUCCUGACGGCGGUGCGCCUCUGGGGCUCGGCGCUGCAAAGCGCCUCGCCGCGUCUGCGCGCUGCGCGCCAGGUGGUCCUGGCCGCGGUGGAGCGCUGCGGCGUGGCGCUGCGCUAUGCCGAUGAGAGGCUUCAAGCAGACAAGGAGGUGGCUAUGACAGCCGUGGCCAGUGAUGGAUUGGCACUGCCUCAUUGCCAUCAGUCUUUGCGAGCAGAUCGGGAUGUGGUCCUCUGUGCUGUUUCAAGCCAUGGCUCGGCACUGUCUUAUGCUGAUGUGAAGCUCAAGGCUGACAAGGAGCUGGCAAUGGCGGCGGUCUGUGCGCGUGGCGAGGCGCUGCGACAUGUGGCGCCAUCGCUGCUGCGGGAUCGUGCGUUGAUUCUGGCCGCCGCGAGGACCUGGAGCGGAGCUCUCUCCCUUGCUGCGCCGGAGCUUCGCUCUGAUCAGGACUUUGUUUGCCAUGCAAUGCAGAGCUACUUCUCCCAGACUCCUGAUGUCGCACCGACAGAUGAAGGUUGGAACGGCAUGAGCCUUUGAGAUUCGGAGCUUCCUUGUACACAAGGCCAUGGCAGCCAUGGCCAUGGAGUCACCAGGCUACUGCUGACUGCCUUGGCUUGCCCCUGCCGCAUGGGCUGGUUGAUUGAUGUUUUUUUUUUUCCAGGACUCCCAG
Molecule: messenger RNA, 3111 nt
Organism: Cladocopium goreaui
Lineage: Eukaryota; Dinophyceae; Suessiales; Symbiodiniaceae
Source: the annotation of a GenBank genome assembly